GCAUUUGUCACCACUAACAUAACAUGGCAUCCCCUGAGUACGAGCCACUGCUCUCGAAUCUCUACUCUAGCACCUCCAGCAUCCCGCACUUAUCUUCGGAUGCCAUCGAAGAGCUUCUUCUGCACCAGAGGCAACAAAUCACAUUCAGGUGGUGGUCUCGCCUCUUCGCUUGGGAGUCAAGGCUGCUCUGGCUCUUAUCAGGUUCCUCCAUCGUCGUCUCGGUAUUCAACUACAUGCUCAGCUUUGUGACCCUCAUGUUCACUGGCCAUCUGGGUGCCUUAGAGCUCGCUGGUGCCUCCAUUGCCAGUGUCGGAAUUCAAGGCCUUGCCUAUGGCAUUAUGCUUGGGAUGGCGAGCGCAGUGCAGACAGUGUGCGGGCAAGCGUACGGAGCGAAGAGGUACUCAGCAAUGGGGAUAAUAUGUCAGAGGGCGGUCCUGCUCCACUUAGGAGCAGCAAUCCUGCUCUCAAUCCUCUACUGGUUCGCUGGGCCGGUCCUGCGGGCGAUGGGCCAAUCGGACAGCAUUUCGGAGCAAGGGCAGGUGUUCGCCAGGGGGCUCAUCCCGCAGCUGUACGCAUUUGCGGUGAGCUGCCCGCUGCAGAGGUUCCUGCAGGCGCAGAACAUAGUGAACCCUCUGGCGUUCAUGUCGGUGGGGGUUUUCUUGCUGCACACGCUGCUGACGUGGGUCGCCGUCGAUGUGGCUGGGUGGGGGCUCCUUGGCGCCGCCCUGACGCUGAGCUUCUCGUGGUGGGUGCUGGCGUUGUUGAAUGCUGGGUACGUGGCUUUCAGCCCUCGCUGUAAGGAGACGUGGACGGGGUUGUCUGUCAGGGCUUUUACGGGGAUAUGGCCUUACUUGAGGCUCACGCUUGCUUCUGCUGUCAUGCUUUGGUUUGUUUUCCUCCCGUUUGGUGUUAUCUUCUUUGGUUUGUUAAUUCUUGAGGCUGACUUGGCGAUUGCUUUCCAUGACAGCUUGGAGAUAUGGUACAGUCAAGGGUUAGUGCUAAUAUCAGGUCUUCUGUCAAACCCAACAGUCGCCUUAGACUCCAUCUCCAUUUGCAUGAACUACUUGAACUGGGAUAUGCAGUUCAUGCUGGGCCUAAGUGCAGCUGCAAGCGUCCGGGUGAGCAAUGAGCUGGGAGGAGGGCAUCCGAACGUGGCGAGGCUAGCGGUCGGGGUGGUCAACUUCACCAGCAUCCUCAUCAGCACGCUCUUCAGCGCCGUGGUGUUGAUCUGCAGAGUUGGGCUGAGCAAGCUCUUCACCACCGACUCUCAGGUCAUCGACGCAGUCUCCAAUCUCACUCCGCUGCUCGCCAUCUCCGUCUUCCUCAACGGCAUCCAGCCUAUCCUCUCCGGAGUGGCGAUUGGGAGUGGGUGGCAAGGCGUGGUGGCCUAUGUCAACUUGGCUACUUACUACAUCAUCGGCCUUCCAAUUGGAUGCGUGCUUGGCUUCAAAACCUCUUUGGGAGUUGCGGGGAUUUGGUGGGGAAUGAUCAUAGGAGUUGUGUUGCAAACAAUAACGUUGAUUAUUAUCACAGCAAAAACAAACUGGGAUGCUGAGGUCGCAAAAGCGGUUGAAAGGCUGAAGAACUCUGCCAAUGAGGAGAACCUGGACCUCGUUGAAAUUUAGAAUUUACUAGAGAUUUGCUUUUUUUCCUUGCAAGGACCCCGACCGUUUCUUUUCUGUGUUCGAUUUGGCUUCUUUUUUUUUUAUGUGAUCAGCGUAACACCCGGUCAUAUAAUUUGUUUACAAUACCUAAACUACCCUUCGUUGGUUAUGAAUAGCCUAAUUAACCCUAAGCUGAACCCUUCUGAUCAGCUACUAGUCUCUCUAUAAUAUAUAGUAGUA
Messenger RNA from Linum tenue, 1844 nucleotides. The record is from the annotation of a GenBank genome assembly. Lineage: Eukaryota; Viridiplantae; Streptophyta; Magnoliopsida; Malpighiales; Linaceae.